This is a messenger RNA of Physeter macrocephalus (sperm whale), 1080 nucleotides long. It is a transcript of the gene MAB21L2, whose product is annotated as mab-21 like 2. The transcript has a single exon. Lineage: Eukaryota; Metazoa; Chordata; Mammalia; Artiodactyla; Physeteridae. The coding region runs from base 1 to 1080 and encodes 359 amino acids. The record is from RefSeq and is a predicted model, not a curated record.
AUGAUCGCCGCUCAGGCCAAGCUGGUUUACCAGCUCAAUAAAUACUACACUGAGCGCUGCCAAGCGCGCAAGGCGGCCAUCGCCAAGACCAUCCGAGAGGUCUGUAAGGUGGUCUCGGACGUGCUAAAGGAAGUGGAGGUGCAGGAGCCUCGCUUCAUCAGCUCCCUGAGCGAGAUCGAUGCCCGCUACGAGGGGCUGGAGGUCAUCUCGCCCACAGAAUUCGAGGUGGUGCUCUACCUAAACCAGAUGGGCGUCUUCAACUUCGUGGACGACGGCUCGCUGCCCGGCUGCGCGGUGCUCAAACUGAGCGAUGGGCGGAAGCGGAGCAUGUCUCUCUGGGUCGAGUUCAUCACAGCGUCCGGCUACCUCUCGGCGCGCAAGAUCCGCUCACGUUUCCAGACGCUGGUGGCUCAGGCGGUGGACAAGUGCAGCUACCGGGAUGUGGUCAAGAUGAUCGCCGAUACCAGCGAGGUCAAGUUGCGCAUCAGGGAGCGCUACGUGGUGCAAAUCACUCCGGCGUUCAAGUGCACCGGUAUCUGGCCUCGCAGUGCUGCACAGUGGCCUAUGCCCCACAUCCCCUGGCCCGGCCCCAAUCGGGUGGCGGAGGUCAAGGCCGAAGGGUUCAACUUGCUCUCUAAGGAGUGCUACUCGCUGACCGGCAAGCAGAGCUCUGCGGAGAGCGACGCCUGGGUGCUGCAGUUCGGAGAGGCUGAGAACCGCCUGCUGAUGGGCGGCUGCCGAAACAAGUGUCUCUCGGUGCUGAAGACGCUGCGGGACCGCCACCUGGAGCUGCCUGGCCAGCCGCUCAAUAACUACCACAUGAAGACGCUGCUGCUGUACGAGUGCGAGAAGCACCCGCGGGAAACGGACUGGGACGAGGCGUGCCUCGGAGAUCGGCUCAACGGCAUCCUGCUGCAGCUCAUCUCCUGCCUGCAGUGCCGCCGCUGCCCUCACUACUUUCUGCCCAACCUCGACCUUUUCCAGGGCAAGCCCCACUCGGCCCUGGAGAGCGCUGCCAAGCAGACCUGGAGGUUGGCCAGGGAAAUUCUCACCAAUCCCAAAAGCCUGGACAAACUAUAG